AUGAACAUAUUCUCAUCAGUUUAUGCUGAUCAAACUGGUGAACUUUAUCAAUAUUUAAUGUCAAACUAUAAUAAAAAUGUUCGACCAGUAAAAAAUAAUUCUGAUAUUGUUACUGUUAAAGUUGGUCUUAAACUUAUUCAAAUCGCUGAUGUAGAUGAAAAGAAUCAAAUAAUGCAGACUCAUGUCUAUGUUCUUCAUAAAUGGCAUGAUUCUAGUUUUGAAUGGUUACCAGGAGAUUUUGGUGAAGUAGAAUAUAUACAUAUACCAAAUGAUUUAAUAUGGAAGCCAGAUCUUGUUCUAUAUAAUAAUGCUGAUGGAAAUUAUCAAAUAACAUCAAGUUCAAAAGCACAAAUUCGAUAUGAUGGAACUGUUCAAUGGAAUCCACCAAUGAUCUAUAAAUCAUAUUGUGAAAUUGAUAUUCAAUAUUAUCCAUUUGAUAUUCAAAAUUGUACACUUAAAUUUGGUACAUGGACUUAUUCGGGUUCACUUGUUAAUUUACAAUUUUUAACUGAUAAUCAAUCAGUCAUUUUUGAACGUGGUUGGGAUCUUGAAGAUUAUACACCUUCAAUUGAAUGGGAAAUUUUAAAUCUUCGAGCAAUUCGACAUGAAAUAGUCUAUUCAUGUUGUACUGAAGUUUAUCUUGAUUUAACAUUUACAUGUACAAUUAAACGAAAACCAUUAUUCUAUAUCGUUAAUUUAAUUGUGCCAUGUGUAAAUAUUUCUGUUCUAGCUGUAUUAGUUUUUCUUUUACCAUCUGAUAGUCGAAAAAAAAUUACAUUAUCUAUAUCAAUUCUUGUAGCAUUAUUAGUAUUUUAUUUAUUACUUAUUGAACUUAUUCCUCCAAUAUCAUUAGUUAUACCAUUACUUGGAAAAUAUCUUCUAUUUACACUUGUUCUUGUUCAUUUAUCUAUUAUUAUUACAAUUAUAAUACUUAAUACACAUUUUCGUCGUCAUCCAACAACACAUAUGUCAUCAUGGUUAAGAAAAAUGCUUUUAGUUUACUUACCAAAACUUCUUUUGAUGAAAAGACCAAAUAUACCAACAAGACAUAUAUAUAGAAAAGAAAACUCAAAUUCAAUUCAGCAAAAUCAACCUUUAAGAUAUCAAUGGAAAGAUGAACAACGAAGACGUGUUCUAAAAAUGACAGCUGAUCAUGUUGCUUAUAUUGCAAAACAAAUUGAAAAUGCCCAAAUUGAAAAAGAAAUCGUCGAAGAAUGGCGUUUUAUUGCUUUAAUACUCGAUCGUUUUUUUCUAAUUAUUUUUGUUUCUGUUAGUCUCAUUGGUACACUUGGGUCAUUACUUAAAGCUCCAUCUUUAUAUAAGUCUAAUCCACCAGUUAAUCCAAAUUGUUAUUUAUACUAUCCACCUAUAAAUAAUUCUCAAUGGUUAAAAACAUGUGGUACAAAUUAUUCGUCAAUAAAUACAAAUGAACAACUUCAAAUAAGUACUUCUAUUGGUAAUAUUUAA
Rotaria sp. Silwood1 is the source of this 1467-nucleotide messenger RNA. NCBI's taxonomy places the organism in Eukaryota, Metazoa, Rotifera, Eurotatoria, Philodinida, Philodinidae. The record is from the annotation of a GenBank genome assembly.